UCCGAGUAGCAGACAGAAGAAGAGAAAAGAGAUGGCCAGCAGAAAAGCCGUGACCAGAGGGAAGGCAGCUGCCAAGCGAGCUCAGCGAGGCUCUUCUAAUGUUUUCUCCAUGUUUGAGCAAUCCCAGAUCCAGGAAUUCAAAGAGGCAUUCAGCUGUAUAGAUCAGAACAGAGAUGGGAUUAUCACCAAAUCUGACCUUAAAGAAACAUACAUGCAACUAGGGAAGCUGAACGCGAAUGACGAGGAAUUAGAAGAAAUGCUAAAGGAAGGAAAAGGACCCAUAAACUUCACUGUAUUCCUGUCCCUGUUUGGGGAGAAGCUUAACGGAACGGACCCAGAAGAUUCUAUCCUCAGCGCCUUCAAACUUUUGGACCCAAAUGGAACCGGCAAUAUUAAUAAAGAUGAGUUAAAGCUGCUCUUGAUGACGCAGGCUGACAGGUUCACCGCAGAAGAGGUGGAACAGAUGUUUGCGGUGACUCCUAUCGAUGUGGCCGGAAACAUCGACUACAAGUCACUGUGUUACAUCAUCAGUCAUGGAGAUGAGAAGGAAGAGUCUUAAAGAAGACCUUUGCUGAAAAUGGAGCAAGAUAAUAAAGACUAUUUUCCACCCACUAUCUGGAAUAAAUAUUUAUGUUUUA
This is a messenger RNA of Spea bombifrons (plains spadefoot toad), 638 nucleotides long. It is a transcript of the gene MYL7, whose product is annotated as myosin light chain 7. Gene Ontology annotation, cellular component: myofibril; cytoplasm. NCBI's taxonomy places the organism in Eukaryota, Metazoa, Chordata, Amphibia, Anura, Pelobatidae. The record is from RefSeq and is a predicted model, not a curated record. The transcript has 7 exons. Gene Ontology annotation, molecular function: calcium ion binding. Bases 32 to 559 code for a protein of 175 amino acids. Gene Ontology annotation, biological process: heart contraction; cardiac muscle tissue development.